CUUUUUAGUUUAAAUCCUGGAUGGGUUUUUUUUACUCUGGGAACACAGCUGGACCAAAAAAAGGUUGUUUUGAUCGAGAAUGCGUGACAACAGAUCACUUGGGAGAUAACAAGAAGAGCAGCAGGUGAGAUCACAGCGCUGUCCUGUCUGCUGGUAUGGAAGUGAUCGUGUCCCGAAAGUCCAUCCAGUGAAAUGUUCUCGUCUCCAGGCUGUCACUAGAUGGUGCAAUUCAACAAAAGAUGUGCUCAGGGUCGUCUGUUAGCUCCAGCCGUUUUCUGCAUCGUUUGAGGAGCAUCCGGAGAAUCUAGGACAUUUACCAGCUCACCUCCAUUAGUGGCCAGCCUGGCCGUGGCAGCAUGGAUGGGUCAACUUCUGUCCUUGUCCGUGGCUUUAAACGUCCUCUGCCAUGGCGAAGCGUGAGGCCGGGAGCACCAGCCCGGUGGUGCGUCAGAUAGACAAGCAGUUUCUGGUGUGCAGCAUUUGUCUGGAUCGCUACUCCAACCCCAAGGUCCUGCCCUGCCUGCACACCUUCUGCGAAAGUUGCCUCCAGAACUACAUUCCCCCGGAGUCUCUGACGCUCUCGUGUCCGGUGUGCCGGCAGACGUCCAUCCUGCCAGAGAAAGGAGUUUGUGCUCUGCAGAACAACUUCUUCAUCACUAACCUCAUGGAGGUUCUUCAGCGAGACCCAGAGUGCUCCCAGCCGGAUGCCUGCAGUGUCCUGGAGUCCGUCAGCGCUGCAGCUGCAGUGAAGCCCCUCUGCUGCCCAAACCACGAGGGAAAGGUGAUGGAGUUCUACUGCGAGUCGUGUGAGACCGCCAUGUGUCGGGACUGCACCGAGGGCGAGCACCGGGACCAUGUGACCGUCCCGCUGCAGGACGUCGUGGAACAGCACAAGGCCGCUCUGAAGACACAGCUGGAUGCCAUACUGAGCAGGCUUCCUCAGUUAACGGCCUCCGUCGAGCUGGUGACCGAGGUCUCCCGCCAGCUGAACGAGAGGAAGAACGACGCGGUGUCGGAGAUCAGCGGCACGUUCGAAGAGCUGGAGCGGGCGCUGCGUCAGCGCAAGACGUCCCUCGUCGGCGACCUGGAGGCCAUCUGCAGCACGAAGCAGAAGGUCCUGCAGGCUCAGCUUUCGUCUCUCCUCCAGGGGAAGGAACACAUCCAGAGCAGCUGCAGGUUCACCGAGCAGGCUCUCAGCCACGGGAGUGCUACGGAGGUGCUGCUUGUUCAGAAGCAGAUGAGUGAGCGCGUGACAGCGCUGGCCAAACACGAUUUCCCGGAGAGACCACAUCAGAAUGCACACCUGGACUGUCAGGUGGAGACUGAGGGUCUGCGACGCUCCAUUCAGAACCUGGGAGUUCUCCUCACCACGGCCGCUGUGGCUCACACCUCAGUAGCCACGGGAGAAGGCCUCCGCCAUGCAACUACUGGGCAGCACCACACGAUCACCGUGACCACCAAAGACAAAGAUGGUGAGUUGGUGCGGACAGGAAAUGCUCUUUUAAAAGCAGAGAUAACGUCUGUCGACGGAAGCCGCAUGGCAGAGGUGGAUAUAGCGGACAAUAAGAAUGGGACGUACGAGGUAGGCUACACGUUGCGCUCCGAGGGAGAGUACUCUUUUGCUCUGUUGCUGUACGGCCAGCCGAUACGGGGCAGUCCGUUCCGCCUGCGGGCAAUCAAGCCCUCGGAUGUGCCACAAUCUCCAGAUGACGUGAAGAGGAGGGUGAAGUCUCCCAGCGGGACAGGGGGUCACAUACGGCAGAAAGCGGUGCGUCGUCCGUCCAGCAUGUACAGCACCACCAAGAAAAAGGAGAACCCCAUUGAGGACGAGCUCAUCUAUAGAGUGGGUUCCCGAGGCAGAGAAAAGGGGGAGUUCACAAAUCUGCAAGGGAUAUCAGCCUCUCGUAACGGUAGAGUCGUGGUGGCUGACAGCAACAAUCAAUGCAUACAGGUGUUCUCCAACGAUGGAACGUUUAAGAUGCGCUUUGGGCUCAGAGGUCGUUCUCCGGGGCAGCUGCAGAGGCCCACAGGCGUCACUGUGGACAUGAACGGUGACAUCGUGGUCGCCGACUAUGACAAUCGAUGGGUCAGCAUCUUUUCCUCUGACGGCAAGUUCAAGAAUAAGAUCGGUUCGGGUCGGCUCAUGGGACCUAAAGGUGUCGCCGUGGACAAGAAUGGACACAUCAUCACCGUGGACAACAAGGCCUGCUGCGUCUUCAUCUUUCAGUCCAAUGGGAAGUUAGUGACUAAGUUCGGAGGCCGGGGGACGGCCGACAGACAGUUUGCAGAAAAACUUGGUCCAAACUUUAAUAAAUCUGACCCAGUUUUCAGUCCGCACUUUGUUGCCGUGAACAACAAAAAUGAAAUUAUCGUGACGGAUUUCCACAAUCACUCCGUGAAGGUGUACAAUGCAGAUGGAGAGUUCUUGUUCAAAUUUGGCUCUCACGGUGAAGGCAACGGUCAGUUCAAUGCUCCCACCGGUGUGGCCGUGGACGCCAACGGAAACAUCAUCGUAGCUGACUGGGGUAACAGCAGAAUACAGGUGUUUGACAGCGCAGGCUCCUUCUUAUCUUACAUCAACACGUCAGCAGACCCGCUGUACGGGCCCCAGGGCCUCGCCCUCACCUCAGAAGGACACGUGGCUGUUGCCGACUCUGGAAACCACUGCUUCAAGGUGUACAGAUACCUGCAGUAGGCAGACACAACCGUUACUCACACAAGUUAAGAUCCCUCACUGCUUCUGGACAGCAGACCGCAACGGGACUGAAACACGUCACUGCGGCCCCCGGGUUCCACUCAUCCAUUUGACUCCACAUUAUUCAGAAGAUCCAAAAAUUCAGAGCUUCAGAGAAAAUAAUUGGAGAUAAAUUAAAACAAAACAAAGCAUCAACAAUUCAAGUGUAAUCAAAAUGUAUGUUAAUAAACUAGCUAUCCCAAAUAUUAUUGCAAGAGGUCACAUUAAUUACCUCGCUGAGGAAAAAACUUAUCUCAGGAGACUAUUCUGGUUUAUAAAGAAAUUCACUUCCACGAGCAAAUAAUGAAUGAAAUAUCCUGUGAUUGGAUGUUUCCUUAUUUAAUCAGUUAUCAAUUAGUCUACCUUUACAGGGUUCAUACGGUCAGGGAAAACCUGGAAAAGUCAUGGCAUUUUAAAAUGGUUAUUUCCAGGCCUGGAAAAAAGUCCUGGAAUAUUAUAAUGAAAUCCCAAAAGUCUUGGAAAAUACAUGGAAAUGUGUUAUAUUCAAAUGUUAAUUCAUGCAAUCUGAUUAAAAGAAUAAACAUUUAGAUAAAUAUGUA
Pseudoliparis swirei is the source of this 3294-nucleotide messenger RNA. RefSeq names its product tripartite motif-containing protein 3-like. The transcript is spliced from 19 exons. Gene Ontology annotation, molecular function: translation repressor activity; zinc ion binding; protein binding. The record is from RefSeq and is a predicted model, not a curated record. NCBI's taxonomy places the organism in Eukaryota, Metazoa, Chordata, Actinopteri, Perciformes, Liparidae. Gene Ontology annotation, biological process: negative regulation of translation; protein polyubiquitination; proteasome-mediated ubiquitin-dependent protein catabolic process. Bases 407 to 2695 code for a protein of 762 amino acids.